Spirometra erinaceieuropaei is the source of this 11011-nucleotide messenger RNA. The record is from the annotation of a GenBank genome assembly. Lineage: Eukaryota; Metazoa; Platyhelminthes; Cestoda; Diphyllobothriidea; Diphyllobothriidae.
AUGGGUUCGCCGCUGUCUGGUUUCAUUGCUGAGGCGAUCCUUCGAAAGUUGGAGACGCUGGUGUUCGCAACCCACAGACCAAUAUUUCGGGCACGGUAUGCGGACGACGCCUUCGUCUUCCACAAGCGAGAGAUGGUCUCCGAAUUUCACACGAUCCUGAACUCUGUUUUUCCGGACAUCCAGUUCACAAGGCAGACAGACGUCAACACCCAGCUAGCGUUCCUAUACGUCCUGGUCUACCGCAAAACCAACGGGAGCCUAAGAACGACGGUAUACCGAAAGGCCACCAACACAUGUCAGGACCUCAGUUACUACAGUAACCGCCCGUUGUGCCACAAACGUAGCUGUGUCCGGACUAUUUACAAGAGGGCGGAAACUCAUUGCAGCGAGGCAGCCGACAAAGUAGCCGAACUCCAUUAUCUUCGGCGGAUGUUCAUCUCCAACGGUUAGCCUCACAGAUUCAUCGAACGCAGCAGGCAACCAAAGAAGGCUGUAAGGCCAACGAGAAACCAACCAAAAGUUUGGCGGGCGCUACCGUAUAUCGAGAAUUUAUCCGAAGCAGUCGUUCGUUUCUUACAACCAAUGAGGAUUGGCGUCGCCCACAGACCUGAAGCGACAAUAAGACGUCUUCUUAUGAGAUCCAAGGCCCCUCUGUCACGAGGCGAAACGGCAGAUGUCGUCUACCGUGUCCAGUGCAGUUCCUGCGAGGUGAACUACGUUGGAGAGACCGGAAAACGUCUAAAAACCGCAUGAGUGAGCACGCAAGGGCAGUGAAAAGGAUGGACCAACUUUCAUUGGUGGCGGAACGUUGUGCUGCCUCUGGACACACUUUCACCUUCCAGAACACCGAAAUCCUAGGCCGAGGUACCGACCAGGUGCCAGGGAAACGCUCGAAGCCUGGCACAUCGUACCAAAUUCCAUCAACCGCUGCACGAUUCUCCCAGCGGCUUACCAGGCCCUACAAGUGUGGUUUAAUCAACGGAAUCAAAGGCAAGAAGUCAGGACCACAAGCCCGAGUGAACACAGUUUGCGCCCAAACACCGAUGACGGGGAUCAGCAGGCCGAUAAGGGACACACAAGCAACCGGCCAGCAACCACCGAGGUGCACACGGGCAGAUGCAAACGGGCGACAAUUACGAGAAACGCAGGUCAGACACAACAAAUGGGGGCAAUACAGACGAGUUCAAUGACCGUUGCCAUCCCGACAAAGCCCCCCCCCGACGAGGAGACGGAGGAAGGGACCGACCAGAACGACAGCAAUUAACUUCUCCCCCUGUAGCAGAUCGUGCACGAAUAGCAGUAGGAACGACGACACUGCCGCAUGCUCAGCACCCAUAAAUACUUUGAGGCGCCGUACAGAACCCACAUCCGACGGUGGAAGCUUGUUUGCCUUUGAAACAUCAGGCUAUUAAACCUAUGGUUCCCGAGAUCGUUUCUUCUUCUCAUAUAACGACGUAAACAGGCAAGGCCUUCCAUGUUUCAGCCAUUUCAUGUACUAAAAGAACCUACAAUAGUCUGUCACAUGUGGUUUACGAGCAUGACAUCGCAAGUUAGUUUUCGUUGCCGACUGGAAGAAGUCGCCGAAUACAAGGCGGUGGUCCUAAACCCAGAUGAUGUCAAAUCCCUGAAUAAAGCAUUAACUCUCUAUAGCCCCCCCAUUUUUCAUAUCCCGCCUGGGAUUGAGGACGAAAUCUAAUCGAUUUCCUCGGCAUUUAUACUGGCAUGUUUUACUUGAUCCCGUUCCCACUUUAAUGUAUUGGCGUGACGUGAAUUUAUCAGGAAUAAGCGUGCGCGUGCCAACUUGGUUGCCAAAUGUAGAGAUCAGACAAAUGUGUUGUUUAACUUGUUUAGUUGCAUGUAUUUGAACGUGUUUGAGGUUUUGUGGUUUUUAUCGGUCCAGGGUCUCCAGGCUUGUAUGGCGAGGGCCAUUUGGAGCCUCGCAAAGGUUCAAAGCCUUGAUCCAAUCAGUUUUUAGCAGGAGUUGCGAAAGCUCGCUUUGUACGGCUACAGCUUGAUAUUGCGAAUUUGUUUACCCUUGAGUAGUGGAGUGGUGGUUUAAGCGAACUCAUUAUCCGCACGCUCAAGUAUUUGCCGAGCGUUCACCACUUGUAACUUUAUGCCAUUAAAAUGGCCGAUACUAUGCUUUAAAGCUCUACCUCCACUGACUUUCGAAAUGCUAAGAGCCAGUGCUUCGAACACUGCUCUGGUUGGUUUAGAUCUACACGCAUAUUCUCCUCGUCGGCCUUAUUAUGGUUGACGCUCCAAAGUCUGAUAUAUGCUAAAAAUGUUACGCUAUCGAAAUCCAGCUCUUUGACGCAAUCAUCGAUGCCUGUACAGUAAUACAAGCCACUGUAGAAGAACGUUUAUGGGCGGGCGACAUGUCAGAAAUCAGAAGUAUUUAUUAUCUGGUUCCGUCAGAAUCAUAGGCAGUGGGAAAGGAGGUGAAUCUUCCAUUUUCGCCACUGUAACGUAUCGUGGCAGGAUGCCCGCACGAAAACGUGGGAGUCAUCUUGGCCGUGUACAUUUUGAGGGCUUGGACGAACGUCUUUUGCGAACAAAAAGCUAGGUUUGCUAGCUGUAUGAGCACUGGCUCCGCAGUCGCAAGUAAUCUUUGACGCAGGACCUCGGAAGACCUCGCCGGCGUUUUAAAAAUGACUCAAACUACUUGGUUGGUGCAUACAGAUGAACGUUAUUAAUGUAGUGCAGUUUGGCAUUUGGGACUGGGAGUUCCAAAUCCACACCCAUCCACAAACAACGGCCGUAGGUAAAAGGGCGAGAUGGUCUGUCUUAAGUUGUCUCGUGCCUCCUUAGAACAGGAAAAGUAAAUGUACGGAAAAAAAUUUGCAAUUUCGUCAGCUCGGACGACUUAUCCACUGAUGGGUACAACAACCAGCACCCUGCCUAACGAUUAUUCGAGGGCGGAUGAAGAGGACAUAGCGAAUCAUGCUAUAAAAAUUGACUAAAUGCAUGAGCAUAGAUUCACGCAUAAGGGAACUAGACGAAGUUUCUUCAACUACACUCCGUUAAACGGUAAAUGUUUUUGGACCUCAAAUAAAUACCAGAUCAGCAACAUGAAAUGUAACCCAAGAAGAAGUAAUGGCAAAUUUUACUCUUCCAAAAUAGAUACAAAAUUCACGUUGUUUAAAUAGUGGUUUUUGUCAGAUGCGGUUUUUGCAGGCGGCUGGGGAAAAGCUUAUUCAAAAGCCGGCAUCCUGGUAUUAAUGAAGUAUACUGAACAGUAACCAAUUUUACAAAUUCACUUGAGUAAUCUUUUUAAUCAAAAACAUAUUUCAGACUUCCGGUGAAAAUUUCAUGAGACACGCCUGGAAAUAGUGAAUGCAGGUUUUAAUCUUCUUUCUGAACAUCCGACCUUGUAAAGUAUUGUCCACAUGACACGUGUACACAUUUACAGAGUUGUUUAUGAUUAAGGUGAACCUUUUAGUAUACGGAACAUAAUCGACGAUAAAUUCUUCUAUGAUGGUUUCGCAGCCAAACGUAAUGUCUUAGGAAACAGAAUCUGGAGUCUCCUCUUACGACCGAAUGAAGCGUUUACUAUCACUUGCCUCUCAGCCAACUCCAUACUUUUGACUCGGUAGAGUCUGGGAGUUGGAUCCGCUUUCUGAUAUCAGCAAGCAACACCGAACCGGUAAUUAUGACUCGACUAAGGCUCAAUUUCAGGUAGUUGAUUCGGUUGAGAAGGAGAAUUUCAGAAUAAGGCAGUUCUCUCACGGUCAGCAAACUGCAAGGCUUGUUUGGAUAGGAAGUUGCAGAAAGCGUUCAUGACAGCCCAAAAAGAGGGAGUAGCUAGCUUCAUUGAUUAUGGAUAAUUUGUGACUCUGAAGCAUUGUUCUUACCGAAGCAUGUUCGUUCUCUGAGCAAAAACUUUCUACUGAUGCUGUGCCAGUAAGGCCGCCUGUUUGUCACAAUUAGUGGUUACGUUUAACUUUUAGAUUAUAUUCUACAUGAGAAUUGACAUAAGGCGGCAGAGUAUGAGGCCGAAAGACCCACUAUCACUGGAGAAAACAUCUGGAGUCGUUAGCCGGGUCUGGUGCAGCUGUGGGCAAAUAAACUAUGACGGAGAAACCGGAAGACUACUGCAGACGCGGGUGGCCGAGCACGCAACAGCGGUGAGGGCAAAAGACGCUUUCUUCCAAGUUGCGGCUCACCCGACGGGGCACAACCACGCAUUCAAGUUUGACAAAGCAGAAAUUCUUGGUAGAGUCGACAACUGCGUGAGCCGUGAACUGCUUGAGUCAUGGUUUUCCGGUUCUCACUAAAUCAAAAGCGCAACGACCUGCCCACCCCAUAUUUGGCGUUGAGACUUAGUCUAGGCAAAGUAGUUAAUCACCAGGAGAACAUGCUAAUAACCAUUGUCCCCGAUAUCAAUGUCGGCGAGCCAAAUCACCCAAGGGUCCAAACGGAUUACGAAAUCCGGUAGUCAGCCCCUCGGCUGCUUGCGAUGAGCGUGGGAAUCGAUAAUCUUGAUCAGCAAACAGGCGAAUAGCAACGGCAUGGCAACGGCAUGUUUCAAAACCUGGCCAGUCGAGCUGUGAUGCAAUCGGGAGCUGCCAACUGUGAUAGGCACGUAGCGGCCUAACAAGUACAUCCUAUAAAUAUUGCAACACCUGGGAAAUCCAUUAUCCUUAUCUGAUUCUGUCUCUGAUCAUGGGUUCGGGUGAGAAUCCGAAACGUCAGGCUUAUAAAACACUUGUUUCAGCGAUCGUGUCUCCUUCGUCGAGACUAAUUCCUGGAACUCGCCUCUUUGCCUCUAUUUACAACUAAGUUUCACUAACCAUUCUGGAGAGAAAAAGAAGGCGAAAAAGGAGCAGAAAAAGGAAAAGGAGGAGGAGGAGAAGGGGGAGGAGGAGGAGGAGGGGGGGAAGAAAAAUAGGGCUGAACCAAUUUGCAAGUCCGUUAUUUGAUAUCACAAAUAGGCUGCUCUGAAGUCCUGUAUAUCUCUUAUUUGAAUCUCCUAUUCUUUAAUGUUGACGGGAUUUCGAUGCUAGGGGUUUUAACAUAUCUGUUUUAGGAAUUCCUCAGUUUUACUUCCCGAUGAAUGUCUAGGUGGGCAUGUUGCAGACUUGUCUUGCAUGUAUUUUUGAACAAUACUUUUCCAUCCAUCCUCCUUCGGUCCUUGAGACUAGACAUGAAUAAGAUUAACUGAGAACAGUUAUGAAAACGGAAAAAUAGUGAAAAUGUUCGGGACGAUUAUACCUGUGAGUUGGAGACCCAACAGAAACCAAAAGCUUGGAAACAUCAAGGUGUGUGAGAAAUGCAUUUGUCGUUCGCUCUUCGGAACACCGGAAAUAACAUCAGCCUAAGGGCUGACGCCGGUAUGACAGGUGAUCGAUUGGACCCACACAAAACCCCUCACCAGCGCGUACACAGUUUAUUUCAUGCGAUGAAAAUCAGCUCCCGAACGAGUCUUGUCGUUGAAUAAACAAACGCAUUGUUAAUGUCCGCAACGGGUGGAGAGCGUACCAGCCGAACGCAAGUUCGACAAGGAGGUCGACAUUUUAUGACUACUGGAAGUGUGUCAGUUGACGUGCAAAAGCCGGCACAAUGUCAGCAAUUCGCAUAGUUCACUUAAAUGAUAAAGAAUGGAAAGUCAUAAGUCAUGCAUAUUCAAUAGGCAUAGACUCAAUUCUGGAUCCUUUCCUGUUCUAUUUGUGUAUGGCGGAACUAGAGGAAAUUGGGGCGAUUGUUAACUCUGAUCCACUCAGGUCUUUUUGCCUCUCGUACAGAAUAUUUUUCGAUCGUUAUCCAAACAAACUUAACUAGACACACAUGUAAACGAACACCACGGAAAUCCAUGGAAAUUUUGGAAAAAAUAACAUAAUCAGCACAAAUUCAUGAAGUCAAUAAUAAUGUGAUAAUAUAUUUUUGUAAAAACGACCAGACCAUGAAGGUGCAUCUACUUGUAUGGCUUUGAUCGGUACACCGAUCUUUUGAGAAUAAAAAUGUCUUUUGUUGAUUUUGUACAUUUUCUUUCGUUCAUGUAACUGUAUUGGUCUGAGGAAGAAUUACCGAAAACGUGCGUUCACCAACUUGACUUUUCAAUUUUAACAUGGGAAUAUUUGCGGAACUUAGUAAUCUAGUUUUUGUUUGUCAAGCAGCAGUUCAAAUUACGAGGUACACCGAAACUUAUCAAACAUUUACUGAGAUAAUUAACUUCAGGCGAUGGAAAAUUACGGACAAAGACAAAGGAGGCUGGGAUGGCCAAUUCGGGAUCACUGCUCAUCGAACCUCAGGUGCCCACAAACCUGAGGUUGGACAAGGUUGACUAAUAAUGGCUGAAAUGGCCAUCCCUUUCUCCCUUGUCUUUGCCAUUAGGUUUCUCCUGCUUAUAUUGCUCCCCGCUGCGCCCCCGCUAGUGCGGCUCGUGAGAGAGAGAGCUUCAAGGCACAACGGUACGGGGAAGUUCCGUAAAGCGGUCGGUGGGCAUCCCUUUACCACUUGUAUACUUUCGACCACAUAAAUGGGAGUGUAAAAGUAAUGAGCAGGUAAACUCGUGUAUUUUUUGGAAAGAUUGUCAUAAUAGCAAAUUCGUGGAAAUCAACAAACGACAGUUCGACCAUCGUUACUCAUGAUGUCCACAGUGUGCUCCACAGCCGUGUGGGAGCCGAGACAGUGACUUGCGCAUGAAUUUGUUCAUAGUGAUAGUAGACUUGGACAGCUUCUACUACACGCUCCCCUCCUACCUAACCUGGACUCCGUGUCAAGGGAGAGAGUCAAGAAGACCGGAGGCGAGAGAGGACGCAGGUGGCUGGCACGGCGAAAACCUGCUCCUUGGCAUCCCUCUGGUCAGCAACGUUCAUUUACCAGGAUUUUAUGCGACAGUAAUAAUAGGUCACGGUCCGGAUUCCAAUUGGCGCGUCGUGGGCCCGCAUCUGGGCGUGCAACCACACCACAAUGUUGACAUUUACUAUGGGUACGAAUCUUCGAUAACGCCUGCUGGGGUCCGACCUAGCCCCUUUGUUGGCCCGACGCAUCUACUGCGUGAUCCGUUUUGGAGUAAAAAACCAGCAAAUACCACCCCUCGGAAUACUCAACAGAAACUUUAAUAAAAUAGAAUAAAAUAAAAUAAUACAUCCGACGACAUAUAAAUCUCUGUCCUCAUUUGAGCGACAACUUUAAAUUUGGAGUUUCAAUUUUUUGCGCGUUUGAUUAAUCCUCUGAGGGCGUUGUGACAUAGCCAGAGAAAAUUGGAAUGCAUUUCGGAAAAACGAUUGACCAGCGAUUUCGUAGCGAAGUAUGCCGCUGGACAGCCAAACUAUUCCUCAGAAGCUGCUGUACGAAAUACCAAUCUCAAUAAGCCGUUUGCUUAGGACGAGAAACUGAGCAAGUAAAGAAAGCGUAUUUUGAUAUCAGGAAUUUUGCAAAACUUUCUGGAUACUGAAGUCUAAAUGCCCUCCCAGCGGAACUAGCUUUCUGUGUGACACACCAAAAUAAACAAACAUGUCAGAGAGCCGUCCUCGAUCGCAUUACGAUCGUCCCAUUAUGCCUUGGGGUUCUCUCUCUCUUGCUCCAAGAGCGGCCGCACAACGGUGCGUAAUAUGGGUUCAUUGUCAUUGCCGACAAAGACUGGAGACUGGAAGAACCAUUUGUGGCUUAUCAGCCGCCCUCAGCCGGCCAUAACUCACGGAUUGAGGGAUCAAACCCCAGGUGGUGCACAUCUUGUGUUUGGAUGUGGCCGGCUGAUGGCGGUUAAUAAGUAAGAAAUGGCUACUCCAGUCUCCCAUGUCUUUGUCAGUAAUGCUAUUCUGACAAACAACCAUCUUGAAAACUCCUUCUGUGCUCCUGCUCCUGCGCGACCAAUCUCGCUCUCUCUAUUGAGGUAUUUCGAAUGAUUUUUCGGUGAAUCAGAUGUCAACGUUCGACCAAAACUACUGCGAAGACGAAUCAUACCGUGCAGGAUGCAGUGACUGUCUACGCAAAACAGCCUUUAGGAAGAGUUUUCUUGUGUAAAUAAAAAUUGUUAAAACCCUGUCGACACUAUGAUAAGGGAAAAUUUAGUAUUCACCUCAGUUCAGCUCCCGGACACCAACAGCUCUCCACUCCAUUUAAAAACUGGGCAUAAAUGCUGUUUGAGAGAAGUUAUGAACAAAAAACAAGUACGUCCUUGUUAAUAACUAAGUUCUCACUGUCUUUAGUCUUUGGCUUAGCUCCGCCAACAGCGAUUGAGGUGACCGUCAACAAUGGUUGUACGGGUCAUCGACAGCAGUUCAGUCAUAGUUUCCUAUGACGUCCACGGUUUGUCCCACAGUAAGGUGCGCCCAGGAACGGGAACUUGCACGUAAGUUAGUAUGUGGUGAUAGUAGACUUGCGCUGAUGGAUUCGAGAAGGAAUCCGAAACGGUAGGCUAAUGAUCUCUUGUCCCAUUGGUCUUGUCUUCUUCUACAAGACUUUCGUUGUGUCUACCGGACUUUCUCCUUCCUCACCAAAAGGAUCCGGUGUCGAGACGCAGUCAAGAAUAACAAAGGUAGGAUCGUUCGCAGGUUACUGGCGUGGGCUGAGCCUGCGCCGAUGCGCGUCACCACACCCUCCAUGUUUUCCACUUGUUAUGUAUCCACAGUUCAGUAGCACGUGCCGGACCCUAAUGCACCCCCACAUCGGUCCAUCGAAACUCCCGCGUGGCUUGUUGUAAGUGGCACAAUCAACAAUGAAUAAUAUAUUGACGCUCAGGGCAUGGAUAUCGGCCUUUCCCACAGCGGAUAAUUAGCAGCGUUAAGAUGUCCCAAAAAGCAGAUCCUUGUUCAUCCGUCCAUCUGCAAAUGCCACCGUCACUAAAAAAUUAGAGCGUAUGAUUUUUUCAUACCGAGUUUUGAUGUCUUUACAAAUUCAGCCCCGUGCCCCGAUGGUCAUAACAAGCCGGCCUUGUCAUGCGGGUUGUAUGGGGAAGAUGAUUGUCAAUAGCUCUUGACCUUUUGGCAGAUUUUGAAUAAUUCAUAUUGACUCAACUGUGAAAAGUUCGGCGUCUUGGUGGGAUUCGAACCCACGCAGUAAGGGGAAGGCUUUAGUACAGCCAACAUUCUAACCACUUGAUCUACUAGGCCCCGUCGGACGACGCGAGUUUAAGCACAUUUGGGUCAAGUUGCACGCCCAACCUACAGCAACGCCUGGAAUCCACAAAAUCUGAUACAGUAAGUUGACUGUCCAAGCAGGAUUUCCCAAGUAAUUCACCUAGAAUCCACCAGAUGACUACUAGGCUUAAGUAAUUCACAGAUGUUUUGACAGAUGUUUAAUAAUUUUUAUUGACCCAACUGUGAAAAAUUCGGCGCCUCGGCGGAAUUCGAACCCUAGCAGUAAGGGGAAGAUUUUAUUACAGCCAACGCUCUAACCACUUGAGCUACGAGGCCUCGUCGGUCGACGCGAGCUUAAUCACAUCUAUGAAUUACGUAAGGCUGGUAGUCAUCUGGUGGAUUCUAGGUGAAUUACUUGGGUAUUCCUACUUGGACAGUCAACUUACUGUAUCGGAUUUGGUGGAUUCCAGACGUUGCAGUAGGUUGGGCGGGUAACUUGACCCAAAUGUGAUUAAACUCGUGUCGUCCGACGAGGCCUCGUAGCUCAAGUGGUUAGUGUUUACUGUACUAUAGCCUUGCCCUUACUGCGUGGGUUCGAAUCCUACCGAGACGCCGAGUUUUUCACAGUUGGGUCACUAUGAAUAACUCUUGAGUCACUUAUAAGCACUAUGGACUUAUAUUUUCGAUUUCAAAGUAACUGUAUUCGUCUGAUUAGUUUCUGAAAACAUGGUUUUCUGAACCUGACCUGCAGUUGCAUUUGCGUUUAGCGUUUCCAAAACAGCUGCUUUGCAAUUUUCGUGUAAGGAAAAUAACGUUUUUUCCUACCCAAAUAAGAUAUCACAAAGCAUCCAUAACGUAUCUCAUAGGGUGUGUAUCGUGUUUUAUGCAUAAGAAACAGCAUUAGUAAACAGAAAUAUACAACGUUACAUGGAUGAACAAUUCACGGUCUUAAAAAAUCCCAUAACUGUGAACAUUAUGGUCCGAAGGAUGCCCUUUCUUCAGGUGCAAAAUUAAAAUAACCCAAAGAAUUCUUCUUACCUUUCUUUUUCUUUUAGUUUUAUUUCUUCCCAUUAUUUUUCUUCCUCUUCACCACCGUCUUCAUCUUUCCUCUUCCGAAAGACGUUGAAUAUGGUAAGAUGCCUGGAACGCAAUCUCAUGCAUACACACAUAUGUAUGAUAUGCCUGGCUGAUGCCGACUAAUAAGCCAGAAAUGGCUACUUCAAUCCUCACGGUCUCUGUCGUAAUAUAAUUCUGCCCAAAGAUGUAUCGAGGCGGUCGUCACUAAGGUUAUGGGACAUGCUCACAAUUUUGUCCUUUAGAGCUAGAUUCAGAGCCUUCACAGAUCAUCGAGCACAGAUAAACAAAGAUUAGAACAACUAUCGAAACACACAGUGAUCACAUCGAUAGCUGACGAUGGCAAGUAUCUGGGAGAAUUCGUCCCUGUUUUUCUUGACUUUAUGUGUACCCCUUCCUAAUAAAUAUUUCAGAGCAGAGUUAGUUUGCAUUCCGAAUUGACAUAAUGCAAAAGAGGGCCUUAUUCUGAAAGAUAUUUAAACUUUCUUCCGGAUUUCUAAGAUAGCGACACCAGCUCGUUCCAGGAAAAAUGAAUAAGGGGAAGAGUGCAAUCGUAAGACACGAGAACAGGUACCUCCUCCGUAUGAAAUGUGGCUUUGUAAUAAAUGCUGGUAAUUAACAAUUUCUUUGCCUUAGGCCUAUCGUCAACCCUAGCCUUAAACCUAACCUUAAUCCACCGUACAUUUAGGGCACAGUCACCUGUAUGCGAGGGCGCACAUUUCCGUCUCCUACACGUAGAAUUAUUACACAAGAGCAUUAGGGACUAUAGGGGUCAACGAGAGCAUGGGUGCCUGUGUGAGGUGCCCACUGAGUUACAGCGGGCUUCGAAGGAAGCCAGUACGGUAACGGCUUUCAUACUGGAGGAGGAGGAGGAGGAGGAGGAGGAGGAUGAGGAGGAGGAGGAGAAGGAAUAG